UCAGGGGAUUAUUAGGCACAAGAAAUUCCCGUUUAUAAUUUUCACGUUCUCUUUGAGUAUUGGGACGCAGGUUAACCAAAUGACGGUCUUUGUCAUGUAUGUGAACGGCCUAGUGCUCAAAGAAUCCUUAAAAUCUCUUGUAAAUACAAAAAGUAAACACUCUGCAUCCAAAUUUUGCGUAGUUCCUCAUGUAGCUGUUAACUCACACUCUCUGGGAGUUGGAAUAUAAAGUGGCGCUGCUCUCCGCCGCACUCAGUCUUCUGAAAAGUCAAAAUCACCACGAUGUCUGAUGACGAGUCAACAGCGCUGGUCGUGGAUAAUGGCUCCGGCGUUCUGAAAGCUGGAUUCGCCGGUGAUGACGCUCCCCGUGCUGUCUUCCCCUCCGUCAUCGGCCGUCCUCGUCAUCAUGGUGUGAUGGUCGGUAUGGGUCAGAAGGAAGCUUAUGUCGGUGAUGAGGCCCAGAGCAAGCGAGGUAUCCUUACCCUCAAGUACCCCAUCGAGCACGGUAUUGUCACCAACUGGGACGACAUGGAGAAGAUCUGGCAUCACACCUUCUACAACGAGCUACGUCUGGCUCCUGAAGAAUGCGCCAUUCUCUUGACUGAAGCUCCUCUGAAUCCCAAGGCCAACCGCGAGAUGAUGACCAAGAUUAUGUUCGAGACAUUUCACGCUCCAGCUACGUAUAUAGCUAUCCAGGCCCUGUUGUCUCUCUACGCCUCUGGUCGCACCACAGGUUUAGUCUUAGAUUCUGGUGAUGGCGUGACUCACACAUGUCCCAUCUUUGAAGGAUAUGCUCUUCCUCAUGCCAUCCUUCGUCUUGAUCUAGCUGGCCGGGAUUUAACAAACUACUUAAUGAAGAUCAUGACUGAACGUGGUUAUUCCUUCACCACUACGGCUGAGCGAGAAAUAGUCCGGGACAUCAAGGAGAAACUCGGCUAUGUGACUUUAGACUACGAAAAUGAAAUGAAUAUUGCCUCCGCUUCUUUAUCACUCGAGAAGGCGUACGAGCUUCCUGACGGUCAGGUCAUCACCAUCGGCAAUGAACGGUUCCGUUGUCCAGAAGCUCUGUUUCAACCUUCCUUCCUGGGUAUGGAAUGUAUCGGUAUGCACGAAAUAGCUCAUUACUCAGUAAUGAGGUGCGACAUUGACAUCAGGAAGGACCUGUUCGCAAAUAUUGUCAUGUCUGGUGGUACCACCAUGUACCCUGGUAUUGCUGACCGCAUGCAGAAGGAAAUCACUUCUCUGGCUCCCUCCACCAUCAAGAUCAAGAUCAUUGCUCCUCCCGAGCGUAAGUACUCCGUAUGGAUCGGUGGCUCCAUCCUGGCCUCUCUGUCCACCUUCCAGCCUCUGUGGAUCACCAAGAGCGACUAUGAUGAGUUUGGUCCCGGUAUUGUCCACCGAAAAUGUUAUUAGCUAAACUAUUUAUUAAUAAGUCACUACACUUUUAUCAGAAUUGUUUGAAUAAAUCAUCUAUUUUUUAUAUAUAA
Molecule: messenger RNA, 1487 nt
Organism: Homarus americanus (American lobster)
Lineage: Eukaryota; Metazoa; Arthropoda; Malacostraca; Decapoda; Nephropidae
Product: actin-like
Exons: 2
Coding region: 283-1413 (376 amino acids)
Source: RefSeq, a predicted model, not a curated record